This is a messenger RNA of Dreissena polymorpha, 7651 nucleotides long. RefSeq lists its product as uncharacterized. The transcript has 16 exons. The record is from RefSeq and is a predicted model, not a curated record. Gene Ontology annotation, cellular component: nucleus; spindle microtubule; cytoplasm. Gene Ontology annotation, biological process: negative regulation of apoptotic process; regulation of cell cycle. Gene Ontology annotation, molecular function: cysteine-type endopeptidase inhibitor activity involved in apoptotic process. NCBI's taxonomy places the organism in Eukaryota, Metazoa, Mollusca, Bivalvia, Myida, Dreissenidae. Bases 149 to 2809 code for a protein of 886 amino acids.
CAAGUAUCAAGUGUACGCGAACUGUUAGUUGCAGUUAUUGAAGUCGUUGGGGGGGGGGGGGGUUAUGUCCCUUUACACUUUUGUUCUAGAAGUUGAAGAAUAAAGGUCACGUUGUAAACAGGAUUAUAUCUUUAAAUUAAGGGAAAACAUGGGAGUAGAUAUCCAAACACAUCGCCGUAGAAUCGGAUCAUUCUGUAUCAAGAAUAGUUUCAGAAGCUCUGGCGGCUUGACGGGGUGCAAACCUGAGGAGGCAAAUGAUAAAUCACUACUUAUGGUCGUGCAUGUAUUAUUGAUGACGUUUCGAAAUGAAAUGUUUUACUUGAAGAGUGGUCUAACAAGCACUUUUCCGAAAGAUAUUGCAGAAUUCAGAGAAUCUGUAAAAGAGUUGCUGUCAAACAAUUCUACUAUACAACACUGCAACAAUCAAGUAUUUGGUCAUGAUAUGUCUCAGGUGUUGCUGAAAUAUACAUAUGUGAACAGAAGCUUGUUUGAUACAGCGACAAUGCGACAUUUCUGCUCGGACACUCAUACUGAAGACAACGCUACAAUUUUAAACGAAAGACUUCAUACUUUUCGCGUUGCAGAGGAGAAUACGUUUUUGUAUGAAUGUAUCAAUCGGACGCCAUUGAGCAUCAUACAGACUCAUUUACUGAUGUCUGGUUUAGAACUUAAUCCUGGCCCAAUACCCUCUAUACCUAGAGGAGGGUGUUAUCUCGAAGGGAAGAGGAACAUAUCAAAUUCGUCAACGCCUGACUGCACUAAAGAUUCCCAUAGUGGGAAAGCUAUACCGUGUAUUGGUUCUGAUGAAGCCGAUAGUUUUUGGGGCACACAUAUUUUCAAAAUGGAUCUAAGUGAUGACACACAGAGCGGUUUGCGCAACAAGAAUACUAAGAGAGCUAAACACUUUGCUAUCAGUCGGAUACUCGAUGAAUUUUGCACAUUCGGCGAAUAUUGUCAAUUGAAAACGCCACCUCUGUUUUACCUUUGGAAAAGAAAUGCAUUUGUGGUGUUACCGUCAGCCUCAUGGUGGAAAGAACUGGAAAGAACAUUUACUGUCGUUGAUGUUUAUCCAGCUGCUUUUCUCGCCUUCAGAAAUGAGUUUAGGCAAUCGUUCGUAUGUCGAGAUGGACAUAAGCUUUCGUUUUUAAAUAAACUCAUAUUACAUAGACAUGUCGCUUCAAUCAACUUCUAUGAUAUAACUGUGACGAACCCGUUCGGCGGCUUUCAUGGCACAAGCGGCAAUCGAAACAGUAGGCAUAUUUUUCCAGACACGAACGAGAAACAUACUUAUCCUUUAAAUGAAUCGGCUGAUCAAGAUAAAUACCCAACACAAGUUUCAGAAGAUGAUAUAUUAUUUACCGAAGGGACACAGACGGAAUUAGUUCGAGACGAAAAUACAGAAAGGCCUAAUCCCAUGUCAUCUGAUGUGUUGGUGUAUAACGCAACGGUACAUAAUGACAAUCGUUGGGAGAGUCUACCCACAAUACAUACGGAUUCCGUAAAUAGUGUUCGAGAAAUCCGAAACUCCAGCAACCGUUUGGAUCGAAUGGAGUUGAAUCAUUUAGCCAUAAAUGGUUAUCAAAAUGCUAGUGUUGGAAACAGCUCAAAUGACAGAUUGUUUUCAAACGGGAACUCUAGAAGUUUGAAUACAGCAACUUAUUUACAAAAACACUAUCCGGGGGCAAGAUAUCCUGAUUACGAAAACGCGAUUACAAGGAGGGAGACAUAUCGAGGCUGGCAAUUAGCUCAACCAAAUCCAGACACCCUUUGUUCCGCCGGUUUUUUCUUUACUGGUCAGAACUACGACCUCGUGCGGUGUUUCUGCUGUGGUAUAGGACUGAAAGACUUCACAGACACGGAUAGUCCAAUGCUGGAACACGUGAAACACUCUGCUAACUGUCCAUUUAUGCUUGACCACUUUGGAAGUCGCGAAGCCAUUGAACAGUAUAAGCAGAGACACUUACGUCCAGAUCCAGAAGAAAUCAGACAAAGGCAACGUCAGCUAUAUCAGCAACAACAAGGUCGCCCGAUAUCAAACUACAGAGCCAAGCACGAGCGGUUCCGGUCGCUGUCAGCUCGCUUAGAUACGUUCACAAACUGGCCUCCAUAUUUAUCCCAGAGACCAGAGCAGCUGGCAGAAGCAGGGAUGUAUUACACAGGUGUUGAUGACCAUUGCCGCUGCUUUGCCUGUGACGGCGGCUUAAGGAAAUGGGAACCAGGAGAUGAUCCCUGGAUAGAACACUGCAGAUGGUUUCCGGCCUGUCCAUAUGCACGCGAAGUAAAAGGGGACGAAUUUAUCGACCUUGUUCAAUUGUCAGCAGAUCAGGCAGCAGCAGAACACGCAUCUAAUCAGCAAGAUGAAGUGAAUGGGGCUAUGGCUGCAUUGAAUGUGGACGACAGAAUUGUUCAACAGAUUGUUAAUACAAAUCAAACCAUACUUACACGCGACAUGGGUUUUCCUUUUGAAGAUGUCAGGAAGGCUGUUCUAGAACUUGUACAACAAGGAAACAGCGAACCCAAUAUGGAUGAUAUUGUUUUGCGUCUUGAGAUAAUAAAGGAGAGGACACACAUCGGUGAACUUUUUCACAUACAAGAAUCAACAACUCAGCCAAAUACAAAUACAUUAUUAGAACAAAACCAACGUUUAAAAGACAUUCUAAUGUGUCACAUAUGCCACAAAAACCAAGCGAAUGCAUUGUUUCUACCUUGCACCCAUCACAAGUACUGCUUGGAGUGUACACAGCAUAGCGAUAUGUGUCCAGAUUGUGGGAGACCGAUAAAACAACGCAUUCGUACAUAUAUGGGGUAAAACCAUGACUACUACGUUUUAGACUGCACAAUUUAAUAUAUGUCUAGACAUUUGCAAACCGACUAAAGAACGGAUUCGUACGUACGAACAUAAAAACAUGUCAAAUAUGGAAACAUAUUUCGCUUUGUUUGUUUGCGCAUAAUUCAUUCAUUAAUUUUUGCUUGAACUUAUACAGGUCAAGUCAUGAGUAAAUUAGUAUACGACGAUGUGUGUUUGCCAAUCCAUUUUAUUCAAUGUUACAAGCAUAUAAAUUACAUUAUUCAACAGAUUAUCAAUCUACAUAAUAUGAAGAAAAUCGAAUACUACCUGUUUCGGAUUGUUUGUCCGAAUGAAGCUAUUAUUUGCCAAGCUUUAUAUGUCAUUGACUAGUUUAUUGAAUAAAGCUUAUAUUGUAAAUCGAAGUAAUACUUUAAUUGACGUAUUAUUUCAUUUUAACGUUUUAAAAUUGUGUGCUUUUUGACACAGUUUUAUACAGGUAAAUCAGUAUGAGCUCGUUAUGCAAACAGUGUGUUUAUACCAUCAUGCCAUUUUAAAUUAACCCUCUAGAAAGCCAGUGCUAUAUUGGAUAUUGUUUUUGUCUUUCUAAAACAUGUUUACGUAUUGACAUUCUUAAAACAUGUAUUGAGGUUUGGUUCUGCAAGCAGAACGCAAGUUUGACACAAAGCCACCAUAUUUAAUUUAAUAUGAAUACUUUGAAUUAUUGUGCAACUUAAUUUAUUAUAUAUGUUUAACUGUACGAUCAUUAUUUUUUAAAUCUAUAUUUGCAUCGUUAAGUUCGAUUUGCCAUUUAUUUAUUUGUUUUACUUAAAUCGUUCAAUUGAUAUUGGUCAUAAAUAACACAGUUUGACUGAUUUUGUUAAUAGGGCACACGCGCUUCUUUUUAUUUUGCUGUACUCAUCGUCUCAAUUAAAUAGGAAUGCACGUUACCAACGUGUUAUUUUUUUGACAAACCUAUUUUGAUUACACCAUCUUAGAGAUAAAUAAUUUCUGUGAAAGCAUUGUAUUGUUUGGUUCUGUAGUCAAAUACGUUUUCGGAAAAUUUUAUAUAUUUUUCAAACAGCGAUUCUAAGACAGCCAUUUUUUAAAUGGAAUGAGGAUUAUAUUUUCAGAAAAAUAGAUUUUAUUCUAUGAUAUUUUUUACGUAGUUGGGGUUUUAAUUGAUUUAAAUAUGUAUUUUCUUCCAAAAUCAUGAGGUAUGUUGUUGUAGAGUUUAAUUAAUUUAAUUCUGUUUGAAACGUGCUUCAACCAAUUUUGAGUAUCGAUUAAUUUGUCAAUAGCAAUUGUUUUAUUAUAGUACACAUGAAUAACUUUAAAUUUAAAUGCCAACAUGAUCUAUUACAAUGAUAGUUUGUGCGUUUACUUAAUUGCAGAAUUUUAAGCUGUUUAACACUCUAAUUUUCGACGUCAUGUUACAUUACAUACAAAUGUUCGAUGAUUGAAAGACAGCGGGACUAACAAUAUUUUUUGCAUGGAUAGAAUGGUAAGCAAAUAUAAGAGAAAUGCGUAACAUAAAUGAAAAAAAAAACUUGUCAAUUUCUUUCAUUUUUCGAAUAUAUGUAGUUAUGCAAAUUUAACGGAUAUUGGUAGGCAUCGUUUCGUUAUUUACCAAGAUGUAACGAGCGACAGUUGCUUGGCUAUGUAACUACAUUAAACAUUUUGAUGUUUGAAACAAUGUUCGUCGUUUUUAUAUUAUCACAUGUAAUGCAUACAGUGCUGAAUCACACUGAUUUUCGUUAUAUGUUCCGUUUCCUCUAUACGAAUGUGUAAUUAAAUAUUUUCGCAUAAUUUUAAAACGAAAAAAUGCACGCAUUGCUGCCCAUAUAAAACAAAUGCUGACUUACACCUUAUGUCUAGAUUUUGUUGCAAGAUUUGAAAUUACAAGAAUGUUCAUACAUUUACCGAAAUAUAUAAUGAGUUGGGGGUCUACGCACUCGGUAUGCAGUUUUUAGACGUUUUUAUAACUUUUUGCGUUGGAUACAUUUUGUUAUGUCAUACCGGAACUGUUACAUGUUUUUAUGUUAAUUUGUUGUACGCGUUUGUGUCUUGUUAGACAGUUUUAAGUAUUGAAGCUACUGCAAUGGAGGUUACUAACUUAAUUUGCGAUGUCUAUAAUAAUGACGAGUUGCUGUCCUGUUAGAGGGUUAUCCACUAGGCGAAAAGGUUUCAGCUCCAACUCCCUGGAGAAUGCGAGUUUGUUUAGUUGCCUUCAUACUGUACAUGUACGAUUUCCCCAGGAAAGAGAAUAAUAAUUUAGCGUCAAUUAACGUGUUACCGAUAUGAACGUCACCAAUAUCGUGCGGGGUUAAUGAUACUCGCAAUACAUAGUCUGUUACGCCAUAUGGCUGAGAGAGAUCAAGCUCGGACAGAAUUUAAGAGCUCAGUGAUGUAAAUAUGUUCAAGACUGAUUAUCGGUUGUUGGUAAUACAACUACCAUUUAAAUUGAAUGCUAUUAAAGGUAAGAACAAACGUUCAAUUAGCCAAUAUGAUAUGCCCAUAAGUUAUUCCGAAGUUAAAAAUAAUGCUAGCACUCAAUGACUAAAAUUUCGGGAAAUAAUUUUCUGAUAAUUUUCAUACGCUUGCGGACAUUUAGUUAAGGUUCUGUAGUGCUGUACGCUUAUAAUUGAAGUACGCAAUGCGUCUAUGUGACAAUUCGAAUCCAAUAAGACGCGUGCAUUAAACUAAUAAAUUCUUAUCGACGUAAUCAAAACAUCAACAUUUAUAGAUACCGGUAAAUAUAUUUGUAAAAAGAAAAAACUUUGAAUUGUUUUAAAGUGUUUAUAUCAAGUGAGAAGUAUCCUUCAUAUGUGUUAUCCCUUUAAAAACAAAACACUUCAUGACUUCAUGGAUUGUUAUAUUAACAUUAAUUGUUAUAAUUAUAGUUAAUGAAAAAAUAACAAUUUUAACAAUUGUAUUUUGUUUAUACAAUACGGAACGUAUAUUGACAAGCUAUUUUGUUGUUUUAUAAUGGAUUUCUAAAAAUGAUGUUUUGAUUUUUACAUAUGUUACUCUUAUAUUGCUACGCUAAUUUGUUCUUUACAAUAAUGCUAGAUUAUCUUCAGGCUGAUGUAUAAAGGAUAUCACUUAUUACAUUUGUAUAUGUACGGUCGUCCAACCUUCUUAUAAUUUGGUAAAAAAUUAUAAUUUAUUUUCAUUAAGGUGAAUUAUUUCGAAACUGUAGACUGUGUUGUGCAAACUUAAAUCGUUAUUCACUACGUAUACUGUUCGUGACGAUAAUUCUAGCUGUAUGGUAACGUAUUAUUUUAACAACUUAUUUAACAAAAUAUACCCAAGAUUUGCAAUAACACAUUAUUAGCACAUUAUUGCAGAAAGUAAAAACACUAUGCAAAGGUAUAUUUGAUAAAUGUUGAGUUGUGUUUUAAAUUCAACAUGGAGGGGCGAAACAAGCAGCAUGUGAGUUCAAUUUGAGUUCUUUAUUUACGAAUGCUCUUAAUUUGUAAAUUUUUCAUAUCCACGAUCAUGUUGAAUUGAGUAUAUUGCCAUAUCAUUAAGUAGUUUCGAGAAUUUUAUAUUUAAAACAUGAUUAAGAAAGACAUUAACAAUCGCUUGCUGUCAGAAAUAUGUUGCUUAAUCAAUAUUAAAUACGCUGUUUUUGUUUUACACCUAUUUUUUUUCCUUAAAUCUAUCAAUUCAUUACAUCUUUAUUGUUUCAUUCAAUUAGUCAUAAAAUAUAAACGUUCUGUAACUAUGAUCUUAACAAUUUAAUUUUGCGGUUUAUCAUCACACACAUUAUGCAUAAAUUUAACUUAACAAUGUCUUCAAAACAUGUACAUGAUUGUAUAAUAAAGCAAAUAUGAAUGUGUACAAGUGUUUGCUUUAGUGAACAUUGUAGUGUUGUACAUAUUGCAUUAUCAUUUUAUUGUAUUUGCUUAUACUCGGCAGCAUAUUGAUUAAUCAACAUGAUAUGUUCCAGCACUGAUAAAAACACAUGAAUGAAUGUGGUUUAUUCGACGAUGACAGCAUCCAAGUAAAGCUGCAGUAGAUUGUUGUCAAAUGUAAUAAUGCUGUUAACGUAUAUGUUUUCAUUUUUAGCUAACUCUAUUUUGAGUGUGUGUAUGAUUUUAUCACUUUAUAUAUUGUAAUUUGUUCUUAAACACACAUAACAAUUUAAAAACAAUGAUACAUGUUCUUCUGUAAUGAUGAUACUAUGUUUUUAAUCAAAUAUUGAUUAAAAAAAAACACGAACGCUACGAACUUUAGCGUUACCAUCUUCAUUAAUGGAGAUUAUAUAUAUGUAUAAGUAGACACACUGAAUGAUAAUACCGCGUUUUUAGAAAGUGUAAUGCUUCAUAAUUUAUUAAUUAAGAACAGUUAUCGAUAUCGCAAUCAAAUAAUAUCAUAAGAGAAUUUACCUCUUCUAAAGGUUAUAAUUUCUCGAAAUGACGUUUUCAAUAAUAAGAUGUUAAAUACAUGCAAUCAUUACCCGUCAUUCCUUAUAUUUCAGCCGUUUUCUAGUUAUUGUACAAGUAACAAAGUAGAAUAUUUUUAUCUAAGUUUCAUUGUUUUAAAAUACAUAGUACAUAGUGGAUGUUGACAAAAAAUCUCUCACAAUUAGUGUUCCUUUCUUAAUCAGUAUAUCAGGCAUUGUCAAAUGAUUGAGACUUUGUGCUAUCAAAUGUAAUCAACGGAAUUUGAUUACCUGUAAACAAAUAAAAUAUAACCUGUAAAAAAUAUGGUUCUUCGUAAAAAAUAUUAUUUUAACAACGGUAAACUAGAAUCACUUAAAUUAUAAACUUAAGUACUUCAUUACAUUUCUCGAAGGUUAAUAAAAUUAUAUGAAUUGGAGCUUUAAAUAAAGGAAUGCUAAAUUCGCUGAUACAACUA